Rubroshorea leprosula is the source of this 1843-nucleotide messenger RNA. The record is from the annotation of a GenBank genome assembly. NCBI's taxonomy places the organism in Eukaryota, Viridiplantae, Streptophyta, Magnoliopsida, Malvales, Dipterocarpaceae.
GCUACUUGUAGCUUGGUAAACUACUCUUCCUCUUUCCCGAAAGCUAGUGUUUAUUUUGUAUAAAAGGAGAAAUCAAUGAUCAUUACUGUGUUCUGCUCAUUUCUCUCUCUGUUUUUUUCUCUCCAUUUUUCCUUUGAGCAAAAACGUUACAUGGUAUCAGAGCCUCCUCUAAUCCUUGAGAGGCUGUGAGGGAGUGAAAAUUGAGAGUGAGAGACACCCAAACAGAACCCAAACACCUUGAACCCUAAAAAUGGAAUCUGGUUCUAGUUUCAUAGCAAAAACAGCAUUUUUCAAUGGUCAUAACUACCCAAUUUGGUCAGUCAAAAUGAAGGCUUAUCUAAGGGCUUUCAACCUUUGGAAAGUGGUGGAAACCGACCAACAGCCACCACCUUUAAGGCAGAAUCCCACCUUGGCUCAGAUAAAGCAGCAUACUGAAGAAGUUACGAAAAGGUAUAAAGCCUUGACUUGUAUUCAUUUUGCAGUAACUGAUGAGAUUUUCGACAGAAUUAUGCGUUGUGAAACAGCCAAAGAAGCCUGGGACUUGUUGAAGGUAGAGUUUCAAGGUGACAGCAAGGGAAUUCAGAUGCAAGUUUUGAAUCUGAAAAGGGAAUUUGCUAUUUUGAGGAUGAAUGAGUCUGAAACUGUUAAAGAGUUUUCAGAUAAAAUAAUGAAGAUUGUGAAUCGAAUCAGAUUGCUGGGUGAUGAAGAACUCUCUGAUAAGAGGGUUGUUGAGAAGGUGUUGGUCAGUUUGCCAGAAAAAUUUGAGCACAAGAUUUCCUCUUUGGAAGACUCCAAGGAUCUUUCCAAAAUUCCUUUAACUGAACUUAUCAACUCUUUACAAGCUGUUGAACAGAGAAAAGCCUUAAGGUCCCAAAGCAAUGUGGAAGGUGCUCUCUUGGCUACCGAAAAGGCUGAGUAUACUUCUCAUAGAUUCCAACAGUUUUUGCAGCAACAUGGAAUUCAUCAUCAGCUCACAAUUCCUUACACACCUCAACAAAAUGGUGUGAGUGAAAGGAAAAACAGAUCUAUUUUGAAUAUGGCCAGGUGUUUGCUAUUUGAGAAGAACUUGCCCAAGAAUUUUUGGGCUGAAGCAGUUUACACUGCUGUGCAUUUGCAGAAUAGAUUGCCAACAAAAGCUAUUGAAGGCACAACUCCUUUUGAAGCUUGGUCAGGGAACAAACCUGUUGUAGAUCAUUUGAAAGUUUUUGGUUGCAUUUGCUAUGUAUUUAUACCAGAUGAAAAGAGAGGCAAGUUGGAUGAAAGGGCAAAUACUUGUGUUUUUAUUGGUUAUAGCCUACAGUCUAAAGGCUAUAGAGUUUUCAACCUUAAGACUCAAAAGAUUGAAGUUUGUAGAAGUGCUAAGUUUGAUGAAAGUGCAGCAUGGGAUUGGGAAAAAUCCCAAGUUACAAACUCAGAUCAGGUUGCUAAAUUGCAUGACAAACCAGAACUUGAAGUAGAUUUUGAUGAUGCAGCUAAUGAAUCAGAUUUAAUUGAUGAUGCACCAGUGAGAGGAACUAGAACCCUGGAAGACAUUUAUAGUAGAUGCACUUUGUCUACUGUUGAGCCCUCAAAUUAUUAUGAGGCUACAAAUUCGGAUGCAUGGAGAGCAGCAAUGAAGGAGGAGCUCAAAAUGAUUGAAAAAAAUGACACCUGGACUUUGCAAGACAUGAAACUAUCAGACUGUUGUUGGCUCUUGCAGCACACAGAGGCUGGAGUGUCUUCCAUCUUGAUGUCAAAUCAGCAUUUUUAAAUGGCAAAUUGGAAGAAGAAAUAUUUGUUGAACAGCCAGAAGGGUUUGUGCAAGAUGGUGCAGAGAAUAAAGUUUAUUUGCUUAAAAAGGCCU